Cyclopterus lumpus (lumpfish) is the source of this 2060-nucleotide messenger RNA. Its product is annotated as zinc finger protein 513-like. Gene Ontology annotation, biological process: regulation of transcription by RNA polymerase II. The record is from RefSeq and is a predicted model, not a curated record. Lineage: Eukaryota; Metazoa; Chordata; Actinopteri; Perciformes; Cyclopteridae. The transcript has 7 exons. Bases 255 to 1799 code for a protein of 514 amino acids. Gene Ontology annotation, molecular function: RNA polymerase II cis-regulatory region sequence-specific DNA binding; DNA-binding transcription factor activity.
UUGGUGACGUCACCCUCAGACCCGGCGUGCCUCUAUCAGCAGAGCGCGCUGCGCGUUUAGGCAACAAAAGACUCGUUUUUAAACGGUUUGCCACGUUUCGUCCACGACGGUGUUUUUCGGGACGUCAUUACAGGCGGGUAGCUGGUCGCCAUGACGACGCCGCUGCUGUCCGUUGGAGGAAGAGGAAGAAGGUGAUGGCAACAUUGAUGACGACUUCCGGUUAGCUGCAGGAUCCGGGACGAAGAGAGGCGAAGAUGCCGCGGAGGAAACAAUCCAACCCCCAGCCGGUGAAAUCGGAGUUGGAGGACGAGGCGGUGCUGUGCGACCCGGCCUGUUUGGUUCUGGAGAGCGACUUCCUGCUGAGCGGCGAGCUGGAGUUUGAAGAAGCUGACAUCAUGGGGCUGGAAAGAGAGACGGGUAUGACGGUGUUCUCCCUUGACGACGACGACCCCUCAGCACCAACAGACUCCACCUUCCCGGCGUUCCUCUCCUGUAAAGGAUGUGGCCGACUCCUGGGAGACACGGCUCUGGGAGCCGGUCUCGAUCUGGGUGUGGGCCUGGACCUGGGGGCGGAGCUCUACUGUCUCACCUGUGAGGAAGGCCUCCAGCAUGAAGACUCGCCUCAGGCGGAGGAGGGUUCAAUGGAGGCCGACGGGCCGGGCGAGGAGGAGAAGACGGACGACGCCCCUCCCAAAGUGUUCUCCUGCUCGCUGUGCGCCUUCACCUCGCGCUACUCCAACCACCUGAAGCGCCACAUGAGGACCCACGACGGCCACAAGCCGUACCGCUGCCCCGCCUGCCCCUACGCCUCGGCACAGCUCGUCAACCUGCAGCGCCACGCACGCACGCACACCGGGGAGAAGCCGUACCGCUGCCACCAGUGCAGCUACGCCUGCAGCUCCCUCGGCAACCUGCGGAGGCACCAGCGCAUGCACACGCAGGAGAGGCCGCAGAGGAGGGAGAAGGAGAAGCGGCGAGGGAGGAGGAAAAAAGGAAACGCUGCAAGCGAAGAAGUCGUAUCAGACCUGACCCUGAGGGUGUCCCAGGACUCUGGGUUCUUCCAGACGUUGGGGGGCCUCGGCUCCCCCUCCGCCCCGCUCCCAGUGCUCCUCUUCCCCCUCUGCUGCCGGAUGUGCGGCCUGGAGGAGGACGACCUGGAGGGGGACAAGGAGGAGGGGGACGGAGACGCGGGACAGGUGUGUCGUCGCUGCUCUCUGGACCUGCUGUCCAAAGACGGGUCCGGGUCUCCGUGCAGCCCGCCUCGGGGGUCCCGACGGGGCCAGCGCGGCACCAAGCUGUACCGCUGCCCCCGCUGCCCCUUCCUGUCCCGCUACCCCAACCACCUGGCCCGCCACGCCCACACCCACUCCGAGGAGAAGCCCCACCGCUGCCCGCACUGCCCCUACACCUCCUCGCACCUCGACAACCUCAAGCGCCACCUGCGCGUGCACACGGGCGAGAAGCCCUUCCAGUGCCCGGCGUGCAGCUACGCCUGCGGGAACCUCGCCAACCUGCGGCGGCACGAGCGCAUCCACUCGGGCGCCAAGCCCUUCCACUGCGGCGUGUGCGGCUACUCCUGCAACCAGAGCAUGAACCUGAAGAGGCACAUGCUGCGGCACACGGGCGAGAAGCCGUACGCCUGCGCCGAGUGCGACUACACCACCGGCCACUGGGACAACUACAAGCGGCACCAGAGGAAGCACGGCCACGACACGGACAGCUGGGACAAGCACGCGCCCAUCAACGGCCUCAGCUGGAGCAGAGACACCCAGGGGGGCCAGAGCCAGGACCACGAUUAGUGUGUGUGUGUGUGUGUGUGUGUGUGUGUGUGUGUGUGUGUGUGUGUGUGUGUGUGUGUGUGUGCGCGUGUGUGUGUGUGUGAGGGGGGGUAGGUAUACACUGGUGAACCUCCAGCUCAGGUUGGAGUCAAACUCAGGUGCCUUUCACGGACUGAAACGCUGCAAUGACUUUAUAAUAUACGGGGGGGCAUUAAUGUGUGUGUGUGUGUGUGUGUGUGUGUGUGUGUGUGUGUGUGUGUGUGUGUGUGUGUGUGUGUGUGU